CUCCAUUGCGAUACAACGUGUUCUAUUUCUCUGAGAAUAAUAAAUAAAAUUUCGUAAAUAUAAUUAGUUUCUAUGAUGGUGCGUGUCGAAGUGGAACAAGGUAUACUGGAAGGUGCUGAAUUAGAAACAGUCACUAAGGAUGGACGAUAUUACAGCUUCAAAGGCAUACCAUAUGCGGCACCACCGGUGGGGAAACUAAGAUUCAUGGAACCUCAACCACCAUUGCCCUGGGAUGGCGUCAGAUUAGCCACAGAACAUGGUCCGAAAUGCCCUCAGAGAGAUUUAAUUGAAGACAUAAUAGAAACUGGUAAUGAAGACUGCCUGUACCUGAAUGUUUACACUCCAGAUCUCACUCCCAAAAAACCCCUGCCUGUGAUGUUUUUUAUCCAUGGAGGGGCAUUCAAGUGGGGAACGGGUAACGCCGAAUUGUAUGGACCAGAUUUUUUAAUCAACCAUGAAGUAAUUAUUGUUACGUGUAAUUAUCGAUUGGAAGCUUUUGGGUUCCUGUGCUUGAAUACUAAGGAAGUUCCAGGCAAUGCUGGGAUGAAAGACCAAGUUGCAGCUUUAAAAUGGGUUAAGAACAAUAUAGCAAAGUUUGGAGGGGACUGUGAUAACAUCACACUGUUUGGUGAAAGUGCCGGAUCAGCAGCAACGUCGUUACAUCUUAUAUCACCAUUAUCAAAAGGACUUUUCAAGAGAAUAAUUGCAAUGAGUGGUGUGUUGUUUGGUGACUGGUUAUAUCCAUUCGAAUCUACAAGAAGAGCCUUUUUACUUGGACGACAAUUGGGAUGUGAGACUAAAAAUCCUGAAGAACUACUUGAGUUUUUGCAAAGCGUACCAGCUGAAAAAUUUAUUGAUGUUAGUCCUCACAUAUUACAAUGCGAAGACGGUGCUGACAAUGUAAUGAAAAUGUACUCUUUUACGCCGGUUGUAGAAAAAGAUUUUGGCCAAAACGCUUUUUUACUUGAAGAUCCGGCUACUCUAUUGCGCAAAAGAAAUAGUGUUGACAAUGAUAUAAUGCUUGGUUACACGAGUGAAGAAUGUUUAAUUUUCGCACGUGCGUUCAAAGAAUACAUAUUAAGAUACAAUAAAAAUCCAGAACUUUUUGUGCCACUAAGGAUCUUAUAUCACGCACCACAGGCUAAGAUUUUGGAAGCCUCGGAUGCAAUUAUAGAUCGUUAUUUCGCAGGAACACCCACGAAUUCCAUUGAAUACAUGAAAAAAUAUAUGAAAUAUUGUUCAGAUACAACAUUUAUCUAUCCUAUUCACUAUUUCAUACGGCUCAUAAGUAAAGCAAGUAAAAGCAAAAUAUUUCUUUACAAAUUUAGUGCAGUGACGGAGAGAAAUAUCUUUGCACACCGAGGUGCGCAAUAUGUGCCCGGUGCUAAAGGGUUCGCGCAUAUGGAUGACUUAAUGUAUAUCUUUUACGCAAGUAAAUACAACUUACCUAUCGACAAAAAUAGCAAAGGUUACAAAAUGAUACAACAAAUAUGCCGGCUGUUAACGAAUUUUGCGAAAUAUGGGAACCCGACUCCAGAUUCGUCUUUCAAUGUCAAAUGGCCUGAGUACAAAAGCACCAGCAAAGGCUAUUUGGACAUAGAUGAAACCUUAAAACCUGGAGUAGAUUUGGAUGUGGAAAUGGUGAAGUUUUGGGACAGCAUUUAUAAAAUUUCUGGAGUGGAUUUGUAAUAGUUUUUAAUGGAUACGAGUUACAAGAACCCAAAUUAUUAGGAUUAUCAGACUUAGGCUGUUCUUUUUAGAUAGUCAUAUCGUCCGUAUAAAUAUUAGGUAUAAGUUCUUUCGGCCUUACAAAUAAGCUUGGUACUUGAGAAUAAACAAAGAAUAUGCAAGAUGUUUUCAAAUAAACAUAUUGCUUAUGAUUGGUUUAUUCGGACGUAAAACGUUUCCCGCGUUUAUUUUCAAGGCUGCCUGACAUUCGGAAAACUUUAGAAUUAUCAUUGUAUUCACAGUGUUGUCAGCGAUAUAGUCAAGUUGCAUAUUCUUGGUUUAUUCUUAGGUAUAAUUUUAAUAAUAAUAUUAACACAAUUCUACACAAAUUAUAUUGCCCCAAACAAGUCAUAGCUGUACUAUGGGUACAAGACAACGAUAUAUUUAAUACAAUAUACAUACUUAAACAUACAUUUAUACAUAUAAACAUCCAUGACUCGGAAAAAAACAUCCAUAUUCAUCAUAUAAAUGUCGCACCUAGCGGGAUUCGAACCCAAAACGUCUAGCUUAGUAGGAAGGAUCACUAACCACUGGGCUAUAUGGUCUUAUACUUAACUUUAUACCUUUUAUAUAUUGAUAAUAUAAUAAUGAUCCGAAUAUAAUAUAUAUAUAUAUAUAUAGAAACAUUGUAGAUACCAAUUAUGUAACCUAUGUUGUGAGUUAAAAAUAAAAUAAAUUAUUACUUUAGACGGU
Messenger RNA from Leptidea sinapis, 2421 nucleotides. RefSeq names its product juvenile hormone esterase-like. NCBI's taxonomy places the organism in Eukaryota, Metazoa, Arthropoda, Insecta, Lepidoptera, Pieridae. The transcript is spliced from 3 exons. The record is from RefSeq and is a predicted model, not a curated record. Bases 73 to 1689 code for a protein of 538 amino acids.